Molecule: messenger RNA, 2716 nt
Organism: Amoebophrya sp. A120
Lineage: Eukaryota; Dinophyceae; Syndiniales; Amoebophryaceae
Source: the annotation of a GenBank genome assembly
AUUCCCUUGCCUACUAACAGGUCGUGCGGUAGUACUUACCUCGUCCAAGUUUGCAUACAUAGAUAUGCUGUGGCCUCUCGGUUUUCGUUUGUACUCAGUACAGGGAUAUCGUAUCCCCCUGCGCACCUGAUAUUCUCUCAUGUUUUUGAUAUAAGCCUCACGCCAUUUUUCUUAGAGGCCACAAGCGACUUUCAAGUUGUCGCAUCAGUUUGAAGCAAGCGGCUCUAAACAGGACUCGGGUGACGCUGCAGUUGUCUCUACUUUCCACGCUUUUUUUAGUUCCUUUUUACAACGCACCACGCGCACGCACCAGAAGACUACGUUGCAUUGUAAGUACUUAUGUAAAUUCCAGCAACUGGUGGCUUUCUAACUAGCACAAACAACAUGCCACUGCCGUGCUUCUCCUCGUGUGCUGGCAGCGCCACGGCCUCCUGUAAUGACACCGAACAGGCAUGGAUGCUCGCCGCCUGUGCCAGUGCCUACGCCGGGGUCGUUGCGAAAGACGGGGGGCCCUUCGGCUGCUCGAUUGUCAACUGGCGCACCAAUCGCUUGGUGUCCUGCGAGCACAACACGGUACUGCUGGAAAACAAUCCGACCCGGCACGGCGAGAUGAACGCGUUGCGUGUGGCCGCGAACCGAAUUUUUUCAUCAACUACGACGGGAAUAGACGCUGACUCACCAAUAGUGUGCGGCGAUGCAAAUAACAUGAACCCGACUACUUCAGCCGUCAGCGGGGAUGUAGUUGAUCCCGAUAUAAUUUUGAAAAACAGUACUACAAAAACGCCCUCCUACGACCUGUACACCACCGCGGAACCGUGUCCGAUGUGCCGCGGGGCGAUCGCGCGUGCGCCCUGGAUUCGCAAUGUGUAUGUGGGAGUGGACCGAGACACCGCUGCGGCUUUCGGCUUCAACGACAAGGCUUUCUACGACGAAAUGGACGGGGUACAAAAGUGGCUGGAUAAAAGACAAGCGGAGCAAGGGAAUAUUAAAGGCGGCCCGACCAGCAACGAUAAGGGGUCAUCGAGUCGUCUUGGAGUGAAUGCCGUCGAAAAUAAAUCAGAAGCAGCCGCAUCGCCAGAAGUGGACACUACUACUAAAGCUGAGGCUGAUGGUGCUACUAGUACCAAAAAUUCAACCGCAUCCCCAGCUCCUUCUAAAAAGCAGGACAGCAAGUUUCGGGGCAAGUUUUUGACCAUCGAAAUCGUGAAAAGCAACGAGGAGCUCCAAGGGAAGAAUUUAAAUUAUGCAAACGAAGAUAAGAAUAUUAACGCUAAAAAACACCACCACCACUCCAGUACGCACCCGUCGCUAGAUCCGGCACAAAUGCGAAGUAGCGUCGGGACCCCGGCGGUCGUGUUGAUUGUUGACGGGCAGGAGUUUCGGGCAGAGGAAGCGCUGCAGGUGGUCGGCUCAACAACAUCUCUGGAUGAACAUAAGGGCGAGGACCCAACCAUCUCCCCGAUAACGGCUUGCAUCGAGCUGGCCUGUGCGAAGUUGCAGAAGCACCACUUGCCGAAGGAAACGAGCGUGCUGCACUGCGCCUUCGAGAGGAGCGAGAUGUACCUGAACGAAAUGAGCAUUGCGGCGCUCUGUUGGGCAAACGUGGGAAGGGUCAAGCUGUACGAAGGCUUGGGGGCGGGGGCGAGUAGCACAGAACAAAAGCCUGCUAAUUUUACUGUGGAAACGAAACAAGCUCUUGCCACGCCCUCUGCAACUACGGGGAGUAGUACGACUACAACUGCUGCAGCCGUUGUAGAGCACGGCAGAGCAGAAGACGAACAGGCUCGCCCGGCUUCUCCAGUUCUUGAACUCGGAGCAGUCCAAAUGUCCGUUCUUGGUGAAGAUAAUGUUAAUAUCCCCGGAGUUUCAUCAUCUACUAGCGCCGCGCCACAGUCCACCACUGCUAUCUCGUCUGAGGUGAAGCAAAUAAGCAAUAGCGCCGAAGAACAGGACCCCUCGUCAAAAAAGCACCGUCACCACCAUCACCGGAAACACAAUUGCCACGAGGAGGCAAGCAAGGACCUUACGCGAAACCAGCCGAAAAUGAACAUUUUGAAAGACCAGUGCGCACAGGUAUUUAGGACGUGGAAGAAAGUGAAUGGAAUUGUCUACUGAAGGGUUGCGAUGUCGCGACAGAAGAUCUGUCGCACGCAUUUUUCAGAUGAUGUCGAAAAACAAAUAAAGAAUGCUUCGCCUUCUAGAGGAAUUUUAGAGUUUCCGAGUCAUACACAGUAGGACGAUGCGCCGGUAGUUCACGUUUUGAAAUUUUGAGUUUUUGAUAUUCUACCCAGAAGGACAGGUCAUUCAUAUAGUAUUUGGGAUUGCGGCAUGCAGGAAAUCCAAGUGUAUCUCGAGUGCGAGUUCCAGCGGUAAGUACUCAGUUAUUUCCCGUAUAUCAUGUUGUGCAUGUACAGUAAACGAGGAGAGUGUAGUUGUUCCUUUCCUCAUCUUUCUUCUCUGACGACGGUGUCUGUUGGACGUGCAAGUGUUUCAUGUGCGAAGCUUUCUGUUUUAUCACAUACUGGUGGCAACUUUUGCUUUAUCAAACACUACGCACUAUCAGACUGCUGUACUUCUCUCUGUCGGUGUAAGAACCGCUGCUGGAAAGAUUUCAACGAGAGGCCCAGACCUACGGGUUCUUUAUUUGUGAGAAGCUUGCCGCUGAGGAAAUUCAACAAAUUUCCGUCUUUUUUUCUGGUGUGCAUUGCUGCAGAGC